AUGAAAAAGACCCUCUUUCGUCAAGCCUCAUCUUCGCUCCGUUCUGUGCUGAGUCAUCACCAACAUCAUCCAAAAACUACGACCACCCAAGUGGUGCUGCAGAACAGAGCCUUCUCUCAAAAACUCUCCGUUAACCGAUUGGAAUUAAUUGAUACCAAUGAUGCUUCCGUUUUGGAGAAUUUAUCAAAAGAACAACUUCAAAAUUUAGCUAAACUCCGUAACAUUGGUAUUUCGGCUCACAUUGAUUCUGGUAAAACAACACUCACUGAACGUAUUCUUUACUAUACGGGACGUAUCAAGGAAAUCCACGAAGUAAAAGGAACCGAUGGAGUUGGUGCAACUAUGGACUCCAUGGACCUUGAAAGGGAAAAGGGUAUUACUAUUCAAAGUGCUGCUACUCACUGCAAAUGGGAAGAUCACCACAUCAAUAUCAUUGAUACUCCGGGACACGUGGAUUUUACCAUUGAGGUCGAACGUGCAUUGAGAGUGUUGGAUGGUGCCAUUUUAAUUUUGUGUAGUGUGAGUGGUGUUCAGUCUCAAUCAUUGACUGUGGAUCGACAAAUGAAGCGAUAUGGUGUUCCUAGAUUGUGUUUCAUCAACAAGUUGGAUCGUUUAGGUGCAAAUCCAAAUCGUGUCAUUCAACAAGUGAGAGACAAAUUAAAGUUGAAUGCAGCAGCUGUGCAAAUUCCAAUGGGUUUGGAGGAUAACUUGCAAGGAGUUGUUGAUAUUAUUGAAAUGAAGGCUCUCUAUUUUGAAGGUGACAAUGGUGAGAGAGUUGCCGUGAAGGAAGUUCCUGAAAGAUACCUGGAAGAAGCUAACGCAAAGAGAAACGAGUUGUUUGAAAGAUUGGCAGAAGUUGAUGACCAAUUUGCUGAAAAGUAUUUGGAUGACGCUGAAAUCACUGUCGAUUUUGUUCACACAGUCAUUCGUAGAGUUACCAUUGCCAACAAAUUUGCUCCUGUUUUUAUGGGAAGCGCUAAGAAGAAUACGGGUGUUCAAGCCUUGUUAAAUGGUGUGGUUCGUUACUUGCCAAAUCCUGCUCAAGUUCCUAACUAUGCCAUUGACUGUUCAGAAGAGAAACAAGGCGUCCCUGAGUCUGAAAGAAAAACAAGAAUUUUUGCUGACAAUACAAAACCAUUUAUUGGUUUAGCCUUCAAGUUGGAAGAAGGAAAGUACGGACAAUUGACUUAUAUUAGAGUCUAUCAAGGUUCUUUGAAGAAGGGCUCUUCCAUUAUUAAUGUUAGAACUGGUGAAAAGGUCAAGGUUCCUAGAUUGGUCAGAAUGCACGCAAAUGAAAUGGAAGACAUUUCAGAAAUUGGUCCUGGUGAAAUUUGUGCUCUCUUUGGUGUCGAUUGUGCGAGCGGUGACACAUUCAUUUCCAACAUUAAGAACAAGUUCACUUUGGAAACCAUGUUCAUUCCUGAACCAGUCAUUUCAAAAUCUGUUCAAGUCAAGGAACGUACUAAGGAAGCUGUGUUUGCAAAGGCUUUGAGCAAAUUCCAACGUGAAGAUCCAACAUUUAAGGUCACAUUCGAUCCGGAGGGUAAUCAAACCAUUAUCAGCGGUAUGGGUGAAUUGCACUUGGAUAUCUACGUUGAAAGAAUGAAACGUGAAUUCGAUUGUGAAGUCAUUGUUGGUAAACCCUACGUUGCAUAUCGUGAGACCAUUCAAUCACGAGGAGAAUACAACUAUACUCACAAGAAGCAAAGUGGUGGUGCUGGUCAAUAUGCUAAGGUUAUUGGACACAUUGAGCCAAUGGAUGAUAGCGAAAUGGCUGAGGUUCUUGACAAAUUCCUGUUCGAAAACCGUAUUAUCGGUAACGCCAUUACACCAAGUUAUAUUGCUGGUUGUGAGAAGGGUUUCCGUGAAGCCGUCGUUAAGGGACCACUCAUUGGAUGCCCUGUAUGGGGUGUUAAGGCAAUUUUGAGUGAUGGUGCUACUCACCCUGUCGACUCUUCUGAAUUGGCCUUUAGAAUUGCUUGUGUUCAAGCCUUCAAACAAGCUUUCGAUAAGGCAAGACCAGCCAUUCUUGAACCUAUCAUGAGGGUUGAAAUUGUUGUUCCAGAAGAAUUCCAAGGUGAAGUUUUGGGAAGCAUUAACCAAAGACGUGGACAAGUCACAAACUCUGAAAGAAGUGCCAGCGAUGCCUCUUGGACUAUUUGGGCUGAAGUUCCAUUGUCAGAAAUGUUCGGUUAUACAACAAUUUUGAGAAGUUUAACUCAAGGAAAGGGAGAAUGCAGUAUGGAAUACUUUACUCACCGUCUUGUCACACCUGACAUUCAACAAAAGAUUGUUGAAGAAAAGAAUAGAGAAAAUAAUGGUGGAUCGGCAGCUUCAAACGACUCAAAGAAGAAGAAGUAG
Molecule: messenger RNA, 2361 nt
Organism: Naegleria fowleri
Lineage: Eukaryota; Heterolobosea; Eutetramitea; Acrasida; Naegleriidae
Exons: 1
Coding region: 1-2361 (786 amino acids)
Biological process (GO): mitochondrial translational elongation
Cellular component (GO): mitochondrion
Molecular function (GO): translation elongation factor activity; GTP binding; GTPase activity
Source: RefSeq, a predicted model, not a curated record